Messenger RNA from Bactrocera latifrons, 2459 nucleotides. RefSeq names its product glucose-6-phosphate 1-dehydrogenase (gene Zw). The record is from RefSeq and is a predicted model, not a curated record. Gene Ontology annotation, cellular component: cytosol. NCBI's taxonomy places the organism in Eukaryota, Metazoa, Arthropoda, Insecta, Diptera, Tephritidae. Gene Ontology annotation, molecular function: glucose-6-phosphate dehydrogenase activity; NADP binding. Gene Ontology annotation, biological process: pentose-phosphate shunt, oxidative branch; glucose metabolic process. The transcript has 5 exons. The coding region runs from base 575 to 2158 and encodes 527 amino acids.
UAAAUUAGACAGUCUUCAAAUCGCGUUCUUCGCUUAUAGACGGUUUAGUCUUUCACUAAUUUAGCCUAAUCCUUAUUUGCUGUGCGCGCGCUGUCUUCAACGUCUAAAUAACAACAACAAUCAACUUAGUAAACACUUGAGUGUGUGCGUGUGUGUAACGGUUAAGCUGUUGCCCAAAGAAAGAUCAAAAAAGUGCCAUAAGUUGAAUCACUUGGAAGUAGUAGUGCCUCUGAUUUCAUUACAUUUCAUAUUCAUUAUUCAUUGGUCUUCACCGCCACUUCGUCGCGCUUGUGCUAAGCUAUUCCGUUGUGGAGCAACAAAUAAACAAACGAACGAUUGUUGUAUAAGUUUUUUUUGCACAUAAAACGUGUUUUAGUUGCAAUUAACGUUCGAAGCCGCAGUGAUCGUCGUUGUGUGUAGCAGCCGGUAGAGACUUUGUCAGCGAGUCAUACGUUUACGAGCAGAUAAUUUUACGUGGUGGAGUGAUUGAGAAUCGCCGCAAAGCGUUUGUUCAUAAUUUAAUUGUAAACUAAAACGCUUUUGAGUACAGCAGAUAUUAGUUAUUGUGACAGUCAUGGCCUCUAAGCAGAUUAGCAAUGGCAACGGUAAAACGGUUGAGGAAGAGGAAACCGCACUCGAACACAUCAUCAAAUCACUUGAGACUCCGACCAUGAAGUGCGAGGGAACACAUUUCGAUUCCCAUGUGCCGCACACGUUCGUCAUCUUUGGCGCAUCGGGUGACUUGGCCAAGAAGAAGAUCUACCCCACCUUGUGGUGGCUCUUCCGUGACAAUUUACUGCCGAAACCUACAAACUUCUGCGGUUAUGCACGUUCAAAGCUCUCGAUUGAGGAACUGCGCUCAAAGUGUCAUCCAUACAUGAAGGUGCAACCAUACGAGCAGGCCAAGUAUGAGGAGUUCUGGCAAUGUCACGCCUAUGCGGCGGGUGGCUAUGAUAAGCGCAGCGAUUUUGUUGCCUUGAACGAACAAUUAGAGCGUUUGGAGAGCCAUUCCAAUUGUAAUCGCAUAUUCUACUUGGCUUUGCCGCCAUCCGUCUUCGAGCAAGUGACUGUGAAUAUUAAGGAAAUUUGUCUAUCACAACGCGGCUGGAAUCGCGUUAUUAUCGAAAAGCCCUUCGGUCGCGACGACGUCACAUCAAAGAAGCUGAGCGAUCACCUCGCCUCGCUCUUCCACGAAGAACAACUCUAUCGCAUUGAUCAUUAUUUGGGUAAAGAGAUGGUGCAGAACCUCAUGACUAUACGUUUCGCUAAUAAAAUACUUAACUCAACAUGGAAUCGCGAGAAUAUUGCAUCGGUGCUCAUCACAUUCAAGGAACCAUUCGGCACACAGGGACGUGGCGGUUAUUUCGAUGAAUUCGGCAUCAUACGCGACGUCAUGCAAAACCAUCUGCUGCAGAUAUUGUCGCUAGUCGCCAUGGAGAAGCCAACUUCCUGCCAACCCGAUGACAUACGCGAUGAAAAAGUUAAGGUACUGAAAAGCAUUCCAGCACUUACAUUGGACGACAUGGUUUUGGGACAAUAUGUCGGCAAUCCAGAGGGUGAAGGUGAAGCGCGCGAAGGUUAUCUUGAUGAUCCCACCGUUUCCAAUGAUUCCAAUACGCCCACCUUUGCACAGGGUGUCCUACAUAUCAACAAUGAACGUUGGGAGGGUGUACCAUUCAUUUUACGUUGCGGCAAAGCGCUGAACGAACGCAAAGCUGUAGUGCGCAUACAAUAUCGCGAUGUGCCCGGUGAUAUCUUUGAGGGUAACAGCAAACGCAAUGAAUUGGUCAUACGUGUGCAGCCCGGCGAAGCUCUGUACUUCAAAAUGAUGACCAAGAGCCCUGGCAUUACAUUCGAUAUGGAGGAGACUGAACUGGAUCUCACCUAUGAGCAUCGCUAUAAGGACUCCUAUCUGCCGGAUGCGUAUGAACGGUUGAUUUUGGAUGUAUUCUGCGGCUCGCAAAUGCAUUUCGUGCGUUCAGAUGAGUUGCACGAGGCAUGGCGUAUUUUCACGCCAGUGCUGCACGAGAUCGAAAAUACUAAAGUGAAACCCAUACCUUAUGUGUUUGGCACUCGAGGCCCCAAGGAGGCUGAUAAAAAAACGGCGGAGAACAACUUCAAAUACUACGGGUCUUACAAGUGGCAUGGAAAGAAGUAGAGGAGAUAUAAUUGAGUCAAUAACAAUACAAAUACAUAAAAAAGACAAACAAAACACUGAAGCAAUUGUUUAAAGUAAUUAAAAAUGGUUGUGUAAGAGUAGUUAUACAUAUGUACAGUUAGAAAACAUAUAUGUGUGCAUACUCGUAGCUUGUAAAUGAUGAUGGAUGGAUUGUGCGAUAAAAACACUGACUUUUGUACAUGUUCAGUGCAAAUACGAUAUAUUUUAUAAUAUAUAACUUAAGUAUAUGGAGCAAUGGAUCUAUAAAUAAGUUUUUAAGUAAAUUUUUGAAAAAACAGAA